AUGCGACUGCUGGUCCGCUUGGCUAUCUUCGGCAUCCUCGUUGUCACAUUCCUAAUCUUCACGGCCUAUAAAACUGCUUCGAGGACUUAUACGGACGAUGAAACGGGUAAGCGGAAGGAACCUCUUACGAUAAUUUAUGCAAAUUUUGGUGAGAGUUUGUUAUUGGAUGGGUGUUUUCGAUUAGAUUGCAUCCAAAAUGAAAAGAAAGGUAAACAAGACUUUGCAUAAACAAAAUUUUGCGUUUUGAGGUUUAAAUUUAUAUUGUGGUAGGUCCGUGUCAUCAAUUUUUUAUUUCGCCAGAAGUUAUCUCAAAUAAAUAUUCCAAAAUUUGAAAAUGUAAUUUGCGCCGCGCCUUUAGCGUUUGUAUGGAUAUUAUGCUUCAUUAGUAAGCAUCAUUUUUCCAUCAAAAUUAUGUUGCACUUGGCAAUUCUCAUCGUUUUUUAAUUUGCCAUAAAAAAUGAGAACUAUCACCGAAUGUGGAGUGCAAACUUUGAAUAUAUAAUUUUCAUUGCAAUAUUUACAUGUCUAAAUGGGUCGAAAGCUUAAUACAAUCAAACUUUUGGGCCAUAUUUAUAUAACAUUAGCACCCAGAUUAUCUCCUGUUCCAAGUUCUGACCCCGUUUUUCAGAUGAAGCAAUCAAACUGCUCCUGGCGACCGGAGACAACCCUCAGGCCAUGGCAGGUCUAGUGCAGACCUCCAACAAGGCGGGUAUCCAUCCAGCGAACGAACUUACCUUCAACGUGGCGGUGGUAAUGGUGGUCUCCCUACUCAGUGUGGCCCUCCUCAUUACGGGUAUCUGUUGUCAGUUUUUCUUCGCUUUCGGCUUCCUCUUUCUUGUGUUCUGAUUUAUUUUUCGAGCGAACGCCAUUUUAAUUAUUUUAUUGAUGGUAAUUUAGACACUAACACCUUCUUUUGAGUUUCUGAAAUUCUUUUAAACGUUAUAAAUGAGUAGCCGAUGCUAAAACUCGAAAAAACAAUCCAUCUCCCGUUCGUGCCCUUAGGCGAUUAACCACUCUAAUCCCGGGAAUGACGUCUUUUGUAAGGUUUUUGGAACAGCGAGGAGCAACUUAAGCAGGGAUUUGUUUGUUUACUAUUUACACAACAAACAAUUUGAAAGAAAAAGUUUGUCUCUCCUUGAACCUCCAAUAAAAACUCGAGUAAUCGAAUUGAAAAAUUUUAGUUUUAAGUAUCUAAAUAGUAGGAUUAACCGUCUUAGAUUGUAAAGAGUCAAAUAGAACUGUUCAAAAUGUCUCAAUUCCAGGUAUAAUCGUGGUGGCCGUUACUCUCGAUCCCGGAGAGAGUAAAUAUCGCCAGAUCGAGGAGACCAACGACAAUCUGAACAUAGAUUGGGAGGGAAUGGACAACGAAGAGGAUACCCGAGAAUGGAAUAAUGUAAGUGGAAAUGGAUAUUCCGCUUUUUUCGAGUAAGUAAACUACAAUCCGCCUCUCCGUUCACAUUAAUGAAUAGAACUUUUUUUGUAAAUUUACCAUUCUCCAAGAUCCUAUAGCUUUUGGAAUACUCAUAGUGUUUUUAAAGAGGUCUCGUGAUAGGAACACUAGUAAUUCCUCGCCUUUUUAUUGUAAGCGCUUUUUGUAAACGCGAUUGUGUAUUUGUAAUCCGGGAAUUAUUUACAGAAAAUCAUGAUACAUGAAUUACGUAACCGAGAUCGGGAAAGAUCUACUAGAGAAAGAGAGCACUAAAGGUGUGAUUUUUGGAAUAAUUAAGGUACCCUUGGCAUGUGUAAUGUAAAAAUUUUGUGGUAGUUAGAAAUAUAUAUGUCAAUAAACUAAAGUCCGCGCCUAAAAUUAUAAUUGCAAUAAAUCAUUUGGUCAAAAAUACCGUUGAAACAAGCAGUUUCUAUCUUAAAAAUUAUUUUUUAUGUAUCAUGUGUAAUGUAAAAAAAAUUGUUUCGAUUAAAAUGGAAAUCUGAGAUAAAACUUUUUUCUGGAAUAUCACAAUUAGUCUUUUAGCGAUCUUUUUUUUAGUGAUGCCGUUCCUAAUAUUUUCCUAACAAUAAGCAUGUAGUACAAUACAAAUAUUAUCUUUGUUAUGUCAAUAUUUCCUUUUAUUUUGCAGAAAUGUGAAUGACAAUUCCGCCUGUCGCUUAUCCUCAUCUUUCAUGUCCAUCUACAUGUUCUUUUACCUUUGUCCUUUUGUCUUUCCGACUUUUUUAUAUCAUCCAUUGCCAUCUAAAUCCCAUUCUUUUUUCAGCAAUCCAUGACCUGGGAAUCCCGAGAAGAGCCGCUUCUGAAUCUCUGGAAUCCAGUGUAA
Messenger RNA from Bursaphelenchus xylophilus (pine wood nematode), 2273 nucleotides. The record is from the annotation of a GenBank genome assembly. Lineage: Eukaryota; Metazoa; Nematoda; Chromadorea; Rhabditida; Aphelenchoididae.